Hermetia illucens (black soldier fly) is the source of this 3148-nucleotide messenger RNA. Its product is annotated as leucine-rich repeat extensin-like protein 5. Lineage: Eukaryota; Metazoa; Arthropoda; Insecta; Diptera; Stratiomyidae. The coding region runs from base 371 to 2461 and encodes 696 amino acids. The record is from RefSeq and is a predicted model, not a curated record. The transcript is spliced from 9 exons.
UCAGUGUUCAGUGCAGAUCGCGGCCGUUCCGACGAAACCACGAUCUUUCGAGUAGCACACUACAACUACUGAUUCAAAGUGUUUCUAGCAUCUCAGCCCCAAGACGAAGUGCGAGUAUAUCUUAGCGUAGAAUCUUAUACUAAACUUCGGUGGUGCUUAAAGAUCAAUACGGAAUUUAGUAGAGAAGAGUUUCCCGUCAAGAUCACUUCUUGAGAGGCUCGCGCGUUUCAAACCGUUCGGAAGUCCGCCCCAUUGGCUCGAUAGUCCGUGACCGUAUAUAGAUACUCGUAGUGAUCGAAACAUAUAGUGCUGUUCAAAAACAGUGGUCGUUACACAAUACCAUUUAAAGAUAACGAAUAAAAAGUGAAGGAUGGCCACUUCAACGCGAGAAAGACGGGAAGAAUACUCAUCAAAUAUUGUUCGCACAUUAAGCCCGACACGACCCCUUUCGCCUGGCAGCAAUAUGUCCGACAUCGACAAUAAGCUGGAUUAUCUUCUCGAAGAUCUUCAAUCUACGGUUUCGGGGAGUGAAAGUCCAUACAAUGGCCUCAGGAAUGAUUCUUCGUAUAGAACAACAACCAGAGACAUCGAAUAUUUGUCUCCAUCUAAUUCAACCACUGUCAUUAGAGAACGUUCUAAAAGUCCCAAUUCGACUACUGACCGGGUUUAUAAAACAUCCAACUACCAAUACUCUACGGGUCCAGUGUCAUACAGUUCAAAUCCAAAUACCAAUCAGUUGGACUCGUUACUGCAAGAUUUGAAAAAUGAGCGGGAAAUCACUCGCGAGAGGGAUUAUAGCCAUGUCAACGAUAUUCGUCUGGAUCCUGGCUUGGUUGAACCUGGUUCUACCGUGACCAAAACAACGAGGGUAUACACAACUUCCACUAGUGGCGGAAAACCAACUGUGCAGCGUGAACUCGUUUUCGAUCCACCAAGCGCUAGUUCCACUUUAAGAUCAUCUGGUCGAGCAGGACCGAAAAGCCCAUCUUACAUGAAAACAACAGAAACUAGAACUGUAAAAGAUGUGUCAUUUGAACCAGUUUUACCCGAAACUGAAACAAUUAGAACAACAAAUACCAUCAACCGUUACAACUAUUCUUCGGAUACAAACCGAGAACGUGCUACUUCACCAUACACUACAAAAACUGUCACUGUUGAUACCUCGGUCCUACCAGACGAUCUAAGGAAAGUACCGCUUUCAGAUGACAUUUUGCCGGUUCCAGGAACUAAAGUCACAACUACCGUGCGAACAUAUACCUAUGAAAUACCAGCUGAUACACCACCAACCCAAACGAAAACUCUCCUCUACAAAAACGAACAGCACAAUACAACAAAUACCACGUAUCCUCCAAACAGGGAGGUACCACCGUCGGUUGUUUUCAAAACAGAAAGCUACAAUACGGUGGAUAGCACUGACGGUUAUCCACCGGGUAGGGAACCAUCUGUUUCACCAAUACCACCAUCCACAACAACUAGAGUCAUUCACAAGAAAAAUACUACAGAAACCACCAACACGCUUUAUCCUGGUUCACCAGGUUAUCCAUCAGGUACUGGACCACGGCCACGUGAAUCUAGUCCACAACCAGGACCGAACACUACAAUAAUCUACAAGGAGAACAUCACAAACACAAAUGUUAACCAAUAUCCACCCAAUAAUUACGGUCCUGGAUCACCACCACAUCAGCAUCCCUCUCCGGUGGGUCAGCCUGGACAUCCAGGAUAUCCAGACCAUCCAGGUCACCCAGGGCAACCUGGACAGCCAGGACCAACUCAGACAUACUAUUACAAGUAUGAAUCUUCAAAUACGAAGAAUACUUUGUACGGACCACCAGGAAGCGGUAGACCUAAUGAUCAAUCACCUACACCAGUCAUUACAUAUCCCAAUGAUACUUUGCCAAGUCGAUCACCGCGCAGUCCGCAUGGUCCUGGAUAUCCCAACGAACCAGGCAACGUCACUUAUAAGUAUUCAUCAACAACCACAUCAAGAAACACAACACAUGGAACACCAUCAGAAAGGGAGCCUCUGUUGCAACCUGCUCCAUUCCCUCUUGAUGGUUUGGAACCACAAACGGAAACAGAUUCGCCUCCGAAACGUUUGGAUGAUCUAAUGGCGUCGUUUGGAAAUGGUCCUCAACCUAAUGGAAGACCUUUAGUCGAUGAACCCUACACGCCAAGAAGGGAAGUGGAAACAGCCGUUGCAACCGGAAAAUCUUCAGCCGUGGUUGCUACGCCAUCGAAGAAUGUUGCUGGACCACCAGUAUACUAUCCACCAGGACAUGAAAUGUUUGCACGCAAGGAAGAGUCUGGAGCUGCUUACCGAGCAGGGGGAGCCUGGGCGCGUGGACAAGGCCGAUAUGAGUAUGAAUCCGAAUCAAGGUCCAAGAGCAAAAGCAAGUCAGGUGCAACGAUGAUCCCAGUGUGCUUACCAUUGUGCUGCGCCAUGCCCUGCUCAAUUAUGUAAAACAAAAACCAGUUCACGUUUUGAACCAGUUGAAUUGCCAAUUUUACGGUUUAUUAUUUUUGUUUUGUUGUAAUAUUUUAUCAUAUUUUUUUCUAUAUUCAUUUUUUGAAAUAAUAUUGAUUCAGCGUAAGUUUAAGAAACAAAUACUCGUUACUCUGCUUUAUUACAGUCAAACCUUUACUUUAAAGCUGCUUACAAACGGAGUCGUUUCGAACGAGUCCUUUUUACAAUUAAUACGAAUCUAGAACCUCAAGUCUCGACUAACAUUAUCACUCGAUAGAAUAUUAACAAUAACACUGAAAUAGGAUUGUAUACUGCAAUAAGGAAACCAUAUCCAUGUCAACAAGGGUGGGAGGGUUAUUGGAUAUUUGCAAAUAUUAACCGUGGCCAAGUGCCUUCAAAGGUGCACCCGUAUUUUUUUCGAAUAUACUUUGUUCCAGUGGAAGCUUCGUCGGUGCAGUAUGGUACUAACCUUUGGAAAUACCUUUUUCGUUUUGAACAAUUCACCUUUCGCCCAAGAAUGUUACUAAUUGCGCACAGAUACUGAUAUAUUUCCUAACUCUUAAGUACCAACACAUCAUCCAGCCAUAUCUACUCAUUCUACUUAUAAUAUUAUUUGUACUACCGAAUGUAAUUUGAAGAUAUUUAAAUAUGUAUAAAAUUUUAAUAAAGAAAUAAAAAAACCAC